Messenger RNA from Perca fluviatilis (European perch), 7161 nucleotides. RefSeq names its product glutamate receptor, metabotropic 5b (gene grm5b). NCBI's taxonomy places the organism in Eukaryota, Metazoa, Chordata, Actinopteri, Perciformes, Percidae. Gene Ontology annotation, biological process: trans-synaptic signaling by endocannabinoid, modulating synaptic transmission; G protein-coupled glutamate receptor signaling pathway; regulation of synaptic transmission, glutamatergic. The transcript has 17 exons. Gene Ontology annotation, cellular component: postsynaptic density membrane. The coding region runs from base 1 to 3798 and encodes 1265 amino acids. The record is from RefSeq and is a predicted model, not a curated record. Gene Ontology annotation, molecular function: G protein-coupled receptor activity involved in regulation of postsynaptic membrane potential; adenylate cyclase inhibiting G protein-coupled glutamate receptor activity.
AUGAUGCUUUGGCUGCUGCUAGUUCUCUCCAUUUGGGUGGGAUCUUAUCAAGCUGACUCUGCCCAGUCCGAACGGCGGGUUGUAGCACACAUACCUGGAGACAUCAUCAUUGGAGCGUUGUUCUCCGUCCAUCAUCAGCCUCCUGCUGACAAGGUACAUGAGCGCAAGUGUGGUGCGGUGCGAGAGCAGUAUGGUAUCCAGAGGGUGGAGGCCAUGAUGCACACACUGGACCGCAUCAACGCUGACCCUCACAUCCUUCCCAACAUCUCCCUGGGCUGUGAGAUCCGGGACUCCUGUUGGCACUCGGCUGUGGCUCUGGAGCAGAGCAUCGAAUUCAUACGGGAUUCACUAGUCUCUUCUGAUGACGCAGAGGAGUGGGGUGGAGGAGGCUCCUGGGGAGGGGGAGGAGGGGGAGGAGGGGGAGGAGGAGGAGGAGGAGGAGGAGGAGGAGGAGCGACGAUGAAGUGUGCAGACCCCUCUGCCACUCCAAUGCGGGGGAAGAAACCCAUUGUCGGUUUAAUUGGACCAGGGUCAAGCUCAGUGGCCAUUCAGGUCCAGAACCUUCUACAGCUGUUCAACAUACCACAGAUUGCCUACUCCGCCACCAGUAUGGACCUCAGCGAUAAGAGCCUUUAUAAGUAUUUUAUGCGGGUGGUGCCUUCAGAUGCCCAACAAGCAAGAGCUAUGGUGGACAUUGUCAAGAGAUACAACUGGAGCUACGUGUCUGCUAUACACACUGAAGGCAACUAUGGUGAAAGUGGGAUGGAAGCGUUCAAGGACAUGGCGGCCAAGGAGGGCAUCUGUAUUGCCCACUCUGGCAAAAUCUGGAGCAAUGCUGGAGAGCAGAGCUUUGAUCGGCUGCUGGAGAGACUGAGGGGCCACCUGCCCAAGGCCAGGGUGGUGGCAUGUUUCUGUGAAGGCAUGACUGUCCGCAACAUCCUCAUGGCCAUGAGACGCCAGGCACUGGUAGGAGAGUUCCUACUCAUCGGCAGUGAUGGAUGGGCGGACCGGUAUGAUGUAACAGAUGGCUAUGUUAGGGAAGCUGCGGGUGGUAUUACCAUCAAGCUCCAGUCGGCUGAUGUGAAAUGGUUUGAUGAAUACUACCUUAAACUUCGUCCUGAAAACAACCUCAGGAACCCUUGGUUUCCAGAGUUCUGGCAGCAUCGUUUCCACUGUCGUCUCAAAGGUCACCCACAGGAGAGCAGCAAAUACAACCGCACCUGUAGCAAGAGAGAGUCGCUUCGGCAGCAAUAUGCACAGGACACUAAGAUGGGGUUUGUCAUUAAUGCCAUCUACUCAAUGGCAUAUGGCCUGCAUAACAUGCAACGGGCACUCUGCCCAGGCUAUCAGGGACUGUGUGAUGCCAUGCGACCUAUAGAUGGUGCUACACUGCUGGACUUCUUGAUGAAAACCAACUUCACAGGCGUGUCAGGGGAGGGAAUCUUAUUUGACGUAAACGGAGACUCACCUGGCAGGUAUGAAAUAAUGAACUUCAAAAAGAUGGGGAAGGACUACUACGACUACAUUAAUGUUGGCAGUUGGGACUACAGAGGCUUGAAGAUAGAUGAUGAUGAAAUCUGGCCCAACAGAGAUGGCAUAAUCAAGUCAGUCUGCAGUGAACCCUGUGACAAAGGACAGAUUAAGGUCAUCCGUAAAGGUGAGGUGAGCUGCUGUUGGACGUGCACUCCCUGUAAAGAAAAUGAGUUUGUGUUCGACGAGUACACCUGCCGAGCCUGUGAACUGGGCUCCUGGCCUACUGAUGACCUCACAGGCUGUGACCUAAUCCCAGUGGAGUACCUGCGGUGGGGAGACCCUGAACCCAUUGCUGCUGUGGUCUUUGCCUGCCUCGGUCUAAUGUUCACACUCUUUGUCACUGCAGUCUUCAUCAGGUUCCGGGACACCCCAGUCGUGAAAUCUUCCAGUAGGGAGCUGUGCUACAUAAUACUGGCAGGGAUCUGCCUAGGGUACCUGUGUACCUUCAGCCUCAUAACCAAACCCCAUGUCAUCCACUGCUACCUCCAACGACUAGGAAUAGGCUUGUCACCUGCCAUGAGCUACUCUGCCCUUGUCACCAAGACAAACCGCAUUGCUCGGAUCCUGGCAGGCAGCAAGAAGAAGAUCUGUACAAAGAAACCUCGCUUCAUGUCUGCCUGUGCUCAGCUCAUCAUUGCCUUCGUCCUCAUACUGCUGCAACUGGGCAUCAUUGUGGCUCUCUUCCUCAUGGAGCCACCUGCGGUGAUCAAUGACUACCCUAGCAUCCGCCAAGUCGUCCUCAUUUGCAACACCACUAACCUGGGCGUGGUUGCCCCGCUGGGAUACAAUGGCCUGCUCAUCCUCAGCUGCACCUUCUAUGCCUUCAAGACCCGCAACGUCCCAGCUAAUUUCAAUGAGGCUAAGUACAUUGCCUUUACCAUGUACACCACCUGUAUUAUCUGGCUGGCCUUUGUACCCAUCUACUUUGGCUCCAACUACAAAAUUAUCACCAUGUGCUUCAGUGUCAGCCUCAGUGCCACUGUGGCGCUGUGCUGCAUGUUUGUACCCAAGGUGUACAUCAUUCUAGCCAAACCAGAGCGCAACGUGCGCAGUGCCUUUACCACUAGCACAGUGGUGCGCAUGCACGUGGGCGAUGGCAAAUCAUCCUCAGCCGCCAGCCGUUCUUCUAGUCUGGUUAAUCUGUGGAAACGCAGAGGCUCUACUGGAGAGACACUCAGCUCCAACGGUAAAUCAGUGUCUUGGGCACAGACUGAGCGCAGCGGUUCACGUGGCAACCACCUGUGGCAACGGCUGUCCUUCCACAUCAAGAAGAAGGAGAACAAUCAGACUGCCGUCAUCAAGCCCUUCUCCAAAACCUUGGAGGAGCGUUACUGUGGAGGGGGGGACCUGCCCCCACAUGUCCCUCUGCCCUCCCUCCCCUCCAUGUCCUCCCUGUCCAUUCAUCCUGACUCUGGCACAGACAAGACCCUAUAUGAGCUCUCUGAAGCAGAGGAGCGCUACUCGAUCACAUACCGGCCGCAGACACCCUCACCAAUCAGCACGGUCAGCCAGAGGCUUGGGGCAGGUGUAGGGGAGGAGCCCCCGAUGACUGGUAUUCCAAACUACCCAAGCAGCGUUUGCAGCGGCAGCAGUGGCGGCAGCAGCAGCAGUUGCGGUCCUACCAGCAGCGGCUCACUGGUAGUGGGGAAUGACGGCCGUUUAGUUGUUGUGGACGAUCACCCUGGGAAGGCCCAGAGUUCACUGAUGGAUCAGAUCAGCUGCGUGGUAAACCGCUUCACCGCCAACAUCUCCGAGCUCAACAGCAUGAUGUUGUCAUCCUCUCCAACGCACUCGCACACACACAAACACACGCCUCCUCCUCCUCACCCCGUUGACCCAUAUCUUUUGCCCCGUGAGAUCCCGAUGCCGCCGACCCUCACCACCUACGCUGACGUCCAGCCCCUCCCACCUGUCGAGUCCAGCUUCGGGGGCCGGAGUGGCUGUCUUGCGCACCCUAUUCCUCAUUCACCUUACCCCCUGCCGCCUCCUCACGCCCAGAUCUCCCCCUCGCUCUCCCCCAUGCGAGGAGGCCUGAUCACCUGCCUCACCAACUCCCCUCUGAGGGGGGAGUUGGAAGAGGAGCUUAUUGCUUUGACUCCGCCGUCGCCUUUCCGCGAUUCCUUGGCAUCUAGUAGUAGCUCACCUAUCUCAGAGACGGAUCUGUGUCUUCCCCCAGUCCCAUCCCAUCCUCCCCCCUCUCCCCCUUCACCUAGGUACAGCAGCCUGACACUCAGAAACUACAGCCAGAGUUCAUCCUCACUGUGAGGCAGAGAUGACAAGUAAAGAAAACACAGAAGUGAAGAGGAGCGCUCAUAAACAGCACGGUCAAAAUGAGUGAAGAGUAUGGGAGGAUGGAAAUGCUGAAAUCCAUUCCACCCUACGAGGAGUAAAACCCUGAAGUAAGGAGUCAUGGAGGGCUGGUUGGUGAAGACACCAAGUUGCGACAGUCUGCUGCUGUGUUUGUGUUUACAUGUUUGCAGUGAGAUGCAAGUAUAAGAAGCUUGCCCACGUUGUAUUUUCUUAGUGCAGUUUCUUACGAGUGGGGCGGGAAGAACUGCUAAAAGGGCCACUAUGUUGUUUUGGUGUCUGUUAAAUCAGAAAUCUUUCUCGAAGAUCUAGAGCUACGUAUGAUUUAGGUUUGGGUAGUGGCCUUAACGUAACAUUGGCUAUCAACUAAUUAGAGUGUGUGUGUGUGUGUGUGUGUGUGUGUGUGUGUGUGUGUGUGUGUGUGUGUGUGUGUGUGUGUGUGUGUGUGUGUGUGUGUGUGUGUGUGUGUGUGUGCUGUACCUUAGUAAAUGAGAUGUAAUGGCAACAUGACAGCAAAGAGUAUUGAUGAGGUCAGACUCCUAAAGCCUGUACUGACUAAACAAAGGCUAUCAAAGGGCACAUAUUUAUUUGACACACACACAAAGGCAUGAGCACACACAAAAAUACAAAGGGAAAAACACUGUAAAUACGAGAGAGCUUAUGGAUUUUUUUCUUUGGUGAUAAAAUCCAACAUGCUUCUGAAAAAAGGUGCAUUGUGCUAACUAACAUACCAGACUGUAUGUUACAAUGAAGAACUCAAAGUUAUCUUUUUAUUCAUUCAGCUCUACAAUCUAUUCCCUCUACAUAGCUUUCUUUUCCUCAGUCCCUCUUUCUCUCGCUGCUUUCUUUGAUCCUGCCAGUAUGUCAGUAUUUUCUACUCUUCCAGUUUGUUUUCUUCAGAAGUUUGAAUGUACAUUUUCUACAUGAUUCCUAAAGCAGUUGGGACCAAACCUUUUGUACCUCUCUAUCUGUGAUUCGAGAAAGAGGGAGAGGAGGGAUUGACAAGACCAGGCCUUGUUGUACCAUAAACAUCUUAGUCAUUAAAAUCGUGUUCAGGUGGAUUAUUGGCAAAAAUCUCAAAGCUUAUUGUGUAUUGUGUACAUUUGACAAAGCAUAAUGUAAGGCUCAGCUGGAUCUCACUCAUGAAGUUUCCUCAAAGACAAUGCUUUAAUUCGGAUUAAUCAUUAUCACAAUCAUCUCUUAUGUUAGUGGGCACAGAUUGAUAUAUUCAAGCUGGGAGAACUUUUACCAGGGUCAUCUGUUGAACAGGUAAAAAUAUCUUUAUGAACUUCUCCACUCUUUUCAGACAAAGAGGGGCAGAACAACAAAAGAGGUCCCUAUUGAAUAGACAGACACGAGAGUGGUAUCGAUCUUCUCGUCUCACUCUCAGCAAGAAAGCAAAUCAGUGAAUUGCCAAAAUGUCAAUCUGUUGCUUUGAAAUAAGGCCUCAUGAGACUAAUCCCAAAUGUCAUAAUUCCUGGAUUUGGAAAAAUGUGAGUAAACGCAAUCCAAGUGGUAAUCACAUUGUUUUUCAAAAGGUAUUCGGCAAUAGUAGUAUAUCAUUGCAAUAUCAAUAUGAGAUGUUUAUACAUCUUAAUAUUCUAAUCGUAAAUGUCUGUGUAUAUGGGUAAACAGAACUUGCAAAAGACUGCAAAACUAUUCUAAUCUAAUUUGGCAAUUUAAAUUUUGGGUUGAAAAUGUAUGCCUUUAAAUGGAAUAUAUUGUAUUCACAUGUGCCAACACUUACUAAAAAAGAACUUGUGAUUACCCAGAGUAGUACUGGGAUGUAAAAUGUGCCAAUGAAUGCAUUCACUAAGAUGCUUUUGAGAAAGUGGGCCCUGGCUUUGUGACAGCUUUCUCCACCGAGGAAAACGCGAUACUGUUCGAGGAAUGCAGCAACGACAUGGAUUAGUAUAUCUGACUUAAUUAAAGAUAAUUAGACUUUUGGUAUCACAACAAAUCAAAUCAGUACAUCACUUUAAAAUGUUGCCUGUGUAUUAUUGUCCAUCAUGAUCUCCAUGUUUUCUGCAGCUGACUGAUGCAGAUGCAGUCCAGUGUCUGAUUUCUCCUUGUGAGUGUAGUAUUUGUGCUCUAUAGUAGCCAGCAAGAACAAACUCAGACAAAGGGAUUCUGUAAAUAAUAAGGGCAUGCAAAGACAGUUCUGUUUUGUUUCAGAUGAAAGUAAAUUUAUUACAUAUCAACAAAGGUGAAAAAAUAGAAGAAAAAAAAUGUUUUUGAACUAUGUUAUAACAUCAUACAGUACCAAUAUGUGUUACGACUAAGAAACUGUGUUAUUACUCUGAAUGUGUGAGUGACCAUUGCUAUUCAAAUGUCUUGUAAUUCAACAAUAUAAUAAUAAUUAAUAUGAUUAUUGUGCCAAAGGGGUUAGGGAGGGUCUAGCUUACUAGCUUUGUUUUGGAUAUUUUCUACAUAAAUACUCCACAUUUUCCAGUGUAAAAGCAAUAUUAUCCAUACGUAUAGAAGGUGCACAUCUGAUGGCUUUCUUAAAACAGUCUUUUAGAUUGUUGAUCUUUUUCAACCUCCUGUAAUCUCUGGUUGACAAUUCAGCAAGGAAGAUGGCAGGUAGAUAAGUAGACAUUUUUCUUUAUUUAAUGAGAGUGACACAUUUAGUAAUUUCUAGUAACCAAGAAGGUGUACUUUUCUUAUUUUUUGCAGUGUUAUCUUCUCACCUCCGGGCUUGUAGUUACAACCUUGUAGUUAAUUAAGACGCAAACUUGGUCUGGUGUCGUCAAAGUAGUUGCAGUAUCAUGUCUCUACAACAAGACAAACUUCUUCUUGGGUCCCAAAUGAAAAAAGUGGGUGUGCACAAUCAGCAUCUGAGACUUUUGCUUAUGAGAGGGUUCUAAUGUACACAGAGAAAAGCAUGAAAGGAGAACUGUUGAUCCUAAUUGUUUAUUUAAUUGGUUCCUGUCUCAAAGUGCUGUCUGUGUAUCAUUACCUCUACAUCUACUCAUCUAAUUUUAAUAAUCGAGGCCCUGACCUGUUGUCAGACAAUGAACCAGUGUUGUUGCUGAGAUGUUAUCGGGGAGAGGUUGUUUUGUGUGCUGUUGUCACUGACAGUGUUUAAAACAUGCUGAGAGAGGAACUGGGAGCUUGCUUCAGCACUUCAGCUGCAUGUUCUCAGCCCCCCUGGGUGAGGCUCGACAGUUGUGUGCUACCUCUGCAGAAAAAGAAAAAUGCUUUCAUCUACUGCUGUCUUUUAUUCUCUUUAAGGGCUCGGUUCUGUGACAUCAGAUUAUAUUAAAGGUCCCAUGACUCUUUGGAUGCUUUUAUUUAGGCCUUAGUGGUCCCCUAAUACUG